GGCUACGGAGGGGCGGGUUCUGCGCUCGGUCGGAUAUACUUCGGUUCAGUCCUAUGAGAAAACAGCUGAGACGUCAGACAACUGCACAAUGCGAAUUGUCCCUGCGUCUAGAACAAUCUGAGAUAUUUCAACGAUGACCAUGGCUCUGGCGGACAGAGCUCUCGGGGCCAUCAUAGGAUCAGCUGUUGCGGAUGCAGCAGCCCAACCUCUCCACUGGGUGUAUGACUUGGACAAGCUAGAUGGCUUGCUGAGCGAGGCCCCUACACCCGAAUUCAGGCCAGAGUCGGCCAACCCGUUCUACCGCCGUGAGACGGGGAGUCAGAGUUGCUAUGGGGACCAGUCAUUCGUGCUGCUGGAGUCGCUGUCGGAAUGUGGAGGUCUGAACGUCGACGAUCUGAGGAAAAGGAUGUAUAAAGUCUUCGGGCCCCGGUCUGAGUACGACAUCCCCAUCAACGAUCCAUACAGGGACAGGAGCGCACCAAGACCUAACCUUCCCAUCGAGGGGCCGUGGAGACAUGCGAGUCUAAAAAGCUUCAUCAGAAACGUCGACGCGGGCAAGGAAGAAACGGGCUGCGAGACAGACAAUCAGCCGGACGGGAUAGCGAAGCUGGCUCCCAUCGUGGCCUGUUACGCCGGGAAACCCGACCUGCUGGAGAAGGUGGAGUACGCCGUCCGUGUCACCCAGAACAACGAUGCGUGUGUGGCCGAGACACUGGCAGCAGCCCGGAUACUGGAGCAUUUUAUUCUAAACGGUCCUGAUGACAAUGUUCUGGACGCUGUGCUCGAUCAGCUCACUGACCCGGACAGGAAGCAGCCCCAGGACCUGGACAAAGCCGUGGUUGGCCACAUCUAUCAAGUAAAGGAGCACCUGCCCAAGGCCCACCAGGACAUAAUUCCCAGCAUAUUUCCAAACAGCUGAGGUCUACCCGGCUCCUUCCAAGCAGCCCUGCACGGAGUCCUGACGGCCAAGGAGUUUGACCAGGCUGUCAGGGACACCAUGACCUGCGGGGGCUGCACCUGUAGUAGGAGCUCGUUCAUCGGGGCCUGUCUGGGAGCUCAGAUUGGGCUUCAAGGCAUCCCUAACUCAUGGAAGACCAAGACACUACGAUACCACUCGCUCCUGGAACAUGCCAAGAAAGUUACCCAGGGUCACCAGCAGGUGUAAACGACCUCCGACCGCUGUGUGCCCUGCAUUCUUCCAACAUCUCUAUUGUUUUCUGCGUCAGCAGUGUAAUGCACUACAAUACAACCACCCGAUUUCUGCUAUUUCUGUUAGGACACCUUUACUGACAGACGUGCUUUGACAGAACAUUUAAUGAAAGUUGCCAGUCUAAAAUAGUUCUGCUAAGGGCUUGGAACCGGAUACCAAUGGUUCUGUUAAAACAACACGUCGUAUGAAGGUGUGUCUGCUGGUUAUAUCCAAUGAAGGCAGUCCUGUAAUAAAGUCGUCCUGAUUAGCGCUCUGAGACCUU
Messenger RNA from Esox lucius (northern pike), 1472 nucleotides. It is a transcript of the gene selenoj, whose product is annotated as selenoprotein J. Lineage: Eukaryota; Metazoa; Chordata; Actinopteri; Esociformes; Esocidae. The transcript is spliced from 10 exons. The record is from RefSeq and is a predicted model, not a curated record.